Molecule: messenger RNA, 705 nt
Organism: Trypanosoma conorhini
Lineage: Eukaryota; Euglenozoa; Kinetoplastea; Trypanosomatida; Trypanosomatidae
Product: putative serine protease PepD
Exons: 1
Coding region: 1-705 (234 amino acids)
Source: RefSeq, a predicted model, not a curated record
AUGACGCUUCAUUCUGGGGGGAGCAAUGCCGCGAUGUUCUAUGCGAUGGCCCUGUCAUCCGACCAGAUGCUGUUUUAUCUCUACCACAAGGGGAGCUAUGCUGACAAUCCGGUCAUGCUGCGCAGCCCCAAACCGAUGGUGAUGCGAGACGUGUUUCUGACCAAGUGCUCGAGCUUCUUCCCCAACCCGCUCUCGUGCGUGUACGUCCAUACUCUCGGCGAUGCGGUGUUGAAUUGUUUGGCGUCAUGGUUUCUGGUAAAACCCGUUGUGGAUGUUAUUGGAUGGAGAUCGGGUCUUGCACUCUACGCUGGUUCAGGACUGGUCAGCAGUUUUGCCUACCUGUUUGGAUGUCAGCUGAGCAGUACAAAGACCAACACAUGCUUUGAUUGCGCCGCGACAUCUAAUGGUGCGUUUGCCGGUUUUGCGGCUCUCAGCCUGAUACUGCCAAAGUGUUAUUUGCCUGCGAGCAAGCGAGUCCCAGUGUACUACUUUGGUAUCCCGUAUCUUGCGAAGUGCACGUAUGAUGAGUAUAUUGGACCCAAAUUUGUGGAGAAAAGGGAGGCAGGUGCCAUAGAACUGCGUAACUGGGGAUUCGUCGGUGGCGUGUUCUUUGCAUUUAUGUUUUCCUCCUUAGUGUUAAGGACGCGCAGCGACUUUGGGAGAAUGAAUUUGUUUUGGGCGAACUUGAAAAAAAUGCCCUUGUAG